Molecule: messenger RNA, 4044 nt
Organism: Perognathus longimembris pacificus (Pacific pocket mouse)
Lineage: Eukaryota; Metazoa; Chordata; Mammalia; Rodentia; Heteromyidae
Gene: Erlin2
Product: ER lipid raft associated 2
Exons: 12
Coding region: 124-1149 (341 amino acids)
Biological process (GO): SREBP signaling pathway
Cellular component (GO): endoplasmic reticulum; endoplasmic reticulum membrane
Molecular function (GO): cholesterol binding; ubiquitin protein ligase binding
Source: RefSeq, a predicted model, not a curated record
UCAGCAGAGCGACGGGCCCGGAAGGAAGUCGCGUGGGGAGGGGUGUGGCGGUUUCUGCGGUUGCCCGGGGGGUUCGGACCUGUACGGAACGCCCGGAGGGACAGCCCGGGUCCAAGUUCACUGAUGGCUCAGUUAGGAGCAGUUGUAGCUGUGGCUUCCAGUUUCUUUUGUGCAUCUCUCUUUUCAGCUGUGCACAAGAUAGAGGAGGGACAUAUUGGUGUCUAUUACAGGGGUGGAGCCCUGCUGACUUCCACCAGCGGCCCGGGUUUCCAUCUCAUGCUCCCAUUCAUCACAUCAUAUAAAUCUGUACAGACUACACUCCAAACAGAUGAGGUGAAGAAUGUACCUUGUGGGACCAGUGGUGGUGUGAUGAUCUACUUUGACAGAAUUGAAGUGGUGAAUUUCCUGGUCCCAAAUGCAGUGUAUGACAUAGUGAAGAACUAUACUGCUGACUAUGACAAGGCUCUCAUCUUCAACAAGAUCCACCACGAGCUGAACCAGUUCUGCAGUGUGCAUACGCUUCAAGAGGUCUACAUCGAGCUGUUUGAUCAGAUUGAUGAAAAUCUCAAACUGGCUUUGCAACAGGACCUGACUUCCAUGGCCCCUGGCCUUGUUAUCCAAGCUGUGAGAGUGACAAAGCCCAAUAUACCUGAGGCAAUCCGCAGGAACUAUGAGUUGAUGGAAAGCGAGAAGACAAAGCUGCUCAUUGCAGCCCAGAAACAGAAGGUGGUGGAGAAGGAGGCUGAGACAGAGCGGAAGAAGGCCCUCAUUGAGGCAGAAAAAGUGGCUCAGGUUGCAGAAAUUACCUAUGGGCAGAAGGUGAUGGAGAAAGAAACUGAGAAGAAGAUUUCAGAAAUUGAAGAUGCUGCAUUUCUGGCCCGGGAGAAGGCAAAAGCUGAUGCCGAGUGCUACACUGCGCUGAAAACAGCUGAAGCAAACAAGCUGAAGCUGACCCCAGAAUAUCUACAGCUGAUGAAGUACAAGGCCAUUGCUUCCAACAGCAAGAUUUACUUCGGCAAGGAUAUCCCCAACAUGUUCAUGGACUCCGCAGGCGGUCUCGGCAAACAGUUUGAGGGGCUAGCUGACAACCUGGGCCUCGGCUUAGAAGAUGAGCCCCUGGAAGCCACCACCACCGAGAAAGAGAAUUGAAAAAAUAAUAUUUUAUACAACCACAGAUUGUGACACUUAGAGAGAUCUCUAUUUUUUAAGAUGAAACAAUGCUCAAUGCUCCUUCCUCCUACACUACGUUCCUUGACUCUAAGACACUGUGGUAAGAGAAGAAAUGGACUUAAAUCUGCCCACCUUAUGGGAAAGGAGGGCGGGAUGGAUGAGUUGGGUUUUAUUCAGGUGAGUAGGGUCUAUGACUUCAGAUGUGUCAACCAUGAAUUUGACCUCUGUCCUGCAGGCACCAGUUUUGCCCCUUUGCAGCUGACUUUAAUUAGGGAUGCUGUCCUGAGGAGGGGAGGAACUGCCGGGUGCUGCUGCCAGGUGCUUUGAUUUCCCUUAUUUGGGAAAAUGCAGUCUACCAUUCUCCCUUUGCCUCCAAAGGGGGAGGUGUCUGGGCAAGGUUCACAUCUGAGCACAUAGGAAUUGUCAGCAGCUAGAGAGAAUGUGGACUCGCAGGUGUGUUUGUCAAAGCCUUGUAAGUGAAGUUAAAGGCAAGCCUUCGGGAGCCCUCGUGAGGAAGAACCUGGUGCUAGGUUUUGCAAGGUUUUCUAUACACUACGUUCCUUAUGCUAGGACACAGAGAGUUACUUCUGACUACUUCUCCAAAGUCAGGGCUUGGUUGCCACCACACAGUUCUUUAUACAUGUCUCACCUAAUCUGGGGCUUUUUUUUUCUUUCUGGAAUAAUCUUUCAGCAUUAAGAUAGGAACAAUCAAAUGUUUUACUAACUGCUAAAAUGGGAUCAUUGGACCUAUUAACCAGUUGUAGUAGCACCUGCCUGGAAAACUGAAUGUACCUGAAGUAGCAUCUUUAUUGUUAUGGAAAAUCUACCUUGAAGAUCUUUGGUAGUGUCUUGGGAAGGAAGAAGGGUCAGCCAUGGCUGACUCUAUGAUUCGUGUGAGUUACCCAGGGAGGUGCAGGAUGGGAAGAACAAAAAUGAAAGAAAUGCUAUUCUUACAUCCUGAAAUUGGGGUUAGGAAUAAGGAUCCCACCUGAACAGCCCAUGAGUGGUGUGCAGAAUGUGAAGUGAAAGGCAGCUAUCUGCAGUUAGUUUGCAGUGUGUGAUCUUGAUCAGCUCUGGUGUAGGAUUAGGCCCUGUUAUUAGCUGCCCCAUGUUCACCCUAAAAACAGCAAACACAAAAACACCAAUUAUUUCCCUCUUGCCUAGUGCUGUGAAUGAUACUUUCUGACAUUAGUUCCCACCUCGUUUUAGGUCUCGUAGCUCAGGCCAGCUUGUUCAUAAUGGCACCAGACUUAACCAGGAAUUUGGGUAGCAUUCAGCUUGCCUAGGAGGAUAUAAAGUGUUAACUCCCCUUCUUUAAAUGUUGCCCUUCUCUGUUCUAAUUCCUGACACUAAAAAGUCUCAAAGUAGACAAAUGGUCUGGGUCAUUCUUUGUACAGGCAGCAAAGAAUGGAUGGAUUUUAAUAUGUUGAAGUGUUCUUGUAAGUGGAGAUUUGUCUUCCCAAGCCCAGCAUAGGGCACCAUUAUUAAAAUGCAUUCAUCUUCCUCCCAUUUCAAUGCUGUUAGCCACCUGACAGGAGCAUUUUGGCACACAUAGCAUCUCCCCUUCCUAUACAUGUCUUUUCCCGGUACUCUGAGCUCUUGCUGCCUACACCUUAGAAAACAUCAGUCUACUACAGUUGAUUCAGAAGUGGAACAUCUCAGCCUCUAUGAAUAGCAAGCACAUUCUCAAGUUCUUAACUGGAAAGUCUCCCACAUUAAUGUCCUCUGAUAGCUUGUCCUUUGGCCACAAAAGAGUCUAGUUAAAGUCCUGCAACUGCUCCCCCAUGUUAAUGUCACUUCCUCUUUCAACAAAAGAUAGGCAUGUUCUCAUGCCCACCAACAUAAAUCCAGUGGUUAUAGGUUCCUGUCAGCAGUAAAAUCAUGGAAGUCAGCUGUCUCCUUAGCAUGGGAUAACUAACCCAUAUGUCUAUGUGACUUUGUUUUUGGGCUUUCUUUUCAUUUACUAGAAAAUCUGAUCUUAAGACAUUGAAAUUCUAAACAUGUAGUAAAAUGUGAUGUCUACAGUUUUGUAGGCAAUUAAGUCAUGGCUGCUAUUUAUAAGUGAAACUUCUAUCAAAAUAAGUAACUUUAUAAAACGCAGUUUUUAUAGGAUUUUCCUAGGAAUUAACCUUGGUGUAAUGUUUCUCAUUAAACUUGGGAGAAGUAAUUCAUAUUCAAUACUGUUUUUAAUUAAUUUUUAAAAUACAAGAACAGAAUUUAAGGAAGCCAAAGUUUGUUAAUUGCUUUUAUAUAACUAAAAUAGAUUUGGAGGGAUCUGUGAUCACAUUAAGUUGAGGAGAGAAUCAUUGAAUGAAGCCUAGCAAUAUAUUGAUAAAAAAAAAAUUUUACAAAUGAUCUCUAACAGUUUUUGUUAGUCUGUGUAUCCUGUCAACACAUAAUCUCACCAUUUAGAUACAGCAAAUAGUAAAAAGUAAAAUAAGCAUUAUUUACCAACCUUUUGUCCAUUUCAGUUUGAUGAUAAGCUGCAUCUGGACAAAUAGCUACUCUUAGGAAGUUAAUCACAACUUCUCCAUCCUGUUCAAUAGAUUUCAAGCCUCAGUUUUUGUUUUCUUAUAAAAGUGAUAAUAGGCAGUCCUACUGUGUUUUUUCUGUUCCUUUUCUUCUCUGCUUUAGUUUAAGCUGAUGAUUGUAUAGUCAAAGUAAUUUUUUCAGAGUCCCAAGGGUUUAAUGACCCUCUUUGUAGCUGAGAAAUAGCUCUUGUUAUAUUAAUCUUUCUACAAAUAAUACUGCUGGAUUAAUUGACAUGGGUUGACAGCUGGGAGAAUUGUUUGGGACAACGCAAAAGGUCUCAUGUGAAUUUAUAUCUUAAGUUUUAUUUUCAGUCUUGUUAAAUAAAAUGAGUCUCUGUGUUUA